CUUUUUUUGGACUUUGGGUUUGAAUAAUUGUGGGUUUGGAUAAUUGUGGUUUUUUUUGGGUUUUGGAUUUGUCUUAAACUUUAAUGCAUCUUUCCCUUCAACUUUUCAUUUCUUCAAUUGAGUCCCUCGUCUUAAUUUCCUUCAUCUCCUGUUUCCAAUCCUUUUCGCAAAAUCUUCUCUUUUUGCAUGCUGAAUGAGAUGCAAGCUGCGUGUAGGGCUGAAUGAUAUGCAAAGCCGCAUGUUGGGCUGAAUGAGAUGCAAGCCGUGUGUUGGGCUGAAUGAAAUGCAAAGUUGCAUGUUGGGCUAAAUGAUAUGCAAUGCCACAUGUUGGGCAUGAAGGAAAUGCUAGUCACAUGUUAGGAUGAAUGAGAUGCAAGCUGCGUGUUGGGCUAAAUGAUAUGCAAUGCCACAUGUUAGGCAUGAAUGAAAUGCUAGCCGCACGUUGGGCUAAAUGAGAUGCAAGCCACGCGUUGGGCUAAAUGAUAUGCAAAGCCAUGUGUUGUGCGGAAUGAAAUGCUAGCCACAUGUUGGGCUAAAUCAAAUGUUAGUUGCGUGUUGGGCUGAAUGAAAUGCAAUGUUAGGCUGAAUGAUAUGCAAGUCGCAUGUUGGGCUGAUGAAAUGCAAGCUGCGUGUUGGGUUAAAUGAUAUGCAAGUUGCAUGUUGAGCUAAAUGAUAUGCAAAGCCGUGUGUUGGGUUGAAUGAUAUACAAGUCAUGUGUUGGGUUGCAUGAUAUGCAAAGCCGCGUGUUGGGCUAAUGAAAUAUAAGCCAUGUGUUGGGCUGAUGAAAUGUAAGCCGCGUGUUGGGCUAAUGAAAUGCAAGCCGCGUGUUGGGCUAAUUGAUAUUGAAAGCUACGUGUUAGGCUGAUUGAUAUUGAAAGCUGCGUGUUGGGUUGAUUGAUAUGCAAAGCCGCAUGCUUGGCCGAUGAAAUGGAACGGCGCAUGUUGGGCUGAAUGAGAUGUAAAGCCGCGUGUUGGGUUGAAUGAAAUGCAAGCUGCAUGUUAGGCUGAAUGAAAUGAAAAGUCGCAUGUUGGGCUAACAAAAUGUAAAGCCAUGUGUUGGACUGAAUGAAAUGUUAGCUGUGUGUUAGGCUGAAUGAGAGCAGAUCUUUUGGAAAAAGAAUUUACCUUGAGUUUGUAAUUGCCCCUCAGUUUGAAGUUUGUAUUGCAUGUUCGCAUCUAUGAUUGACUCAAUCAUAUCACAAACAAAAGAAGUAUAAAUCUCUCCUAUGUGUAGUCUAGAAAUGUAGAUCAUUGAUCAAUUGGUUCAAUUAUCCAAAUUGCUAUAAGCUUACACCAAUUGGAUUUCAAACUAGACUUUCUGAAUACAUCACAUGUCAACUG
Rubroshorea leprosula is the source of this 1341-nucleotide messenger RNA. The record is from the annotation of a GenBank genome assembly. Lineage: Eukaryota; Viridiplantae; Streptophyta; Magnoliopsida; Malvales; Dipterocarpaceae.